AUGCAAACACAGAGGCUGCCUGGUGCUGUACAUGAUUUUCAACACAACACCCGAGACAAAUGGCUCCAAGUGCGCAUACAGAGACCAGCUGAAGCAGAACCAGCUGGCAGUCUUCAUGAGGGUGAUAUUUUUGUAUACAAUACAAAUAUAUUUCCUUUACAUGAUUUUAUUUUGAAUAGGUUCAAGGAUUCCGUACCUGGAAAAGAACUGUUUUACCACGGUACCACCAGAGACUCAGCAAUAAGUAUAAUAGAAAGAGGAAUCGAUGUAACAAUGUCAAAGCGACCUGUUGAUUUCUCAUAUGGCAAAGGGUUUUAUGUUACUGACAACUAUGGAAAAGCUGUUGAGUGGAGUCAAAGAAAAGGGGAGUUCGAUGGUAGCAAACCAGCUAUUAUAGUUUUCAAAAUCGACAGUAACAAUCGCAGACAUGAGACACACUUGUCUUUGAACGUGGACAACGUAACAAAUCGGAAGUUUUGGGAAUGUGUCGUUUCUCAUUUCCGGCACAAAGAGACAUCUCCAGAUAUCGCACGUAUACUGAGGGACGUGAAGUAUAUCGAGGGCCCUGUUUCUAUAAAUACCAGUCUAGAAGAAGAGGAGAUCCCUACUCCUUCGGAAUUUGGGAGGUUUCGUCAGUUGUGCAUCUGUAACCAGGGUUACGCCAAAAGCUUCGGGAGCCUUGCAAAUAUCAUGUGUGUUAUAUUUAUUGUUGACUCAUAA
Messenger RNA from Candidula unifasciata, 720 nucleotides. The record is from the annotation of a GenBank genome assembly. NCBI's taxonomy places the organism in Eukaryota, Metazoa, Mollusca, Gastropoda, Stylommatophora, Geomitridae.